AACAAAUCAAAAAAAAAAAAAACUUUUUCUUCUUUUGUGGAAGUGCUCAACCAAUAAAAAAAUAAUUUCGAUUAUUUCAAAAACAAAAUUAACACUGGAAGUUAAUUUUUUCAUUUUGAAUAAAAGGUCACAAUAAAUUUAACAAUUGAUAUGCCAUAAUGGAUCCACAAACAGCUCUAGUCCUAGCAAUUCAAUUGAUUGCAUUAUUUUCAAUAGCUGGUGCAUUAUUACUUUAUUUAUUGUGUAAAGUACGUUCAACACAAACUAGAAUAUCUGGUCCACAAAAUGGUACAAUAUUAAUAACAAGUGUUGAUACAGCAUUAGGUUUACAAUUGGCAACACAUUUAGCAAAUCGUGGUUGCCGUGUUUUUGCUGGUAUGAAAGAUGCUAUUGAUUCAUUACCAGCUAAAUUAUUGAAAAAUUGGAUGAAAAUGCGUGAAAGUUCUGAAGUGCCAAUACAAGGAUCAAUUGUACCAAUGCAAUUAGAUGUUACCAGAGAAGAUAUAUUACGUGAAGCUGUUGAUGCAAUGGGUGCACAUAUGAAUGCUAGUGAACGUGGUAUUACAGCUGUUAUUAAUACUGCUGGUACAUUAUUUCGGGGUCGUGUCGAAAAUCAAGAUGUACAACAAUGGGAAACAAUGUUAAAAACAAACAUAUUAGGUUCAUUAAGAGUUGCUAAAGCUUUUAUUGGAUUAUUAAAACCGACACGAGGUCGUUUAAUUUAUUUGGGAGCUGGUAAUCGUGGUGAUGGUUUAGUUGCAUUUACUGCAUCAAAAGUUGCUGUAGAAAGUUGUGCUGAUGAAUUAAGAAAAGAAUUACAACCAUAUGGUGUUAGUGUCGUUAAAUUAGAUACAAAUGGUGUACCUGCUGAAUCAUUAUAUAGAGCUCCAAUACCAUAUAAUAUUUCUCCAGAUUGUGAUGGUGCUCCAACACAAUAUUCAGCUGAAGUUUUAACAGCAAGUGCUUUACAAGUUAUUGAACAUGCAUUAUUCGAUUUAAGGCCACAUGAACGAUAUGAAUUGGCCGUACCAAAUAGCAAAUUUCAUUUAACGUUGCCAUGUCGAUCAUCAUUCCGUUUCAAAACUGAUAUUGCUGGUGUACAAAAAGUUUAAGAAGAAAAAAUAUAAGAAUAAAAUGUUAAAAUAAUGGAAUCUAUUUAACCCUUUACGGCCAAUUAUUUUUUUUUUUUGUUUGUUUUAAAAAAUACUUGUGUAUAUGUGUAAUUUUUAUUUUAUAUUCUUAUAAUUAAAAAAUAAAUUUAAGUUUUUUUUUAAUAAUUUGAGUUGAUUACGAUGAAAAAUUUUUGUUUUUCAUUUAAAGUCAUGAAGGUAGUAAAUGAACAUUCAUGUUUGUAUGACGUUUUCCAUGCUUUGUAAAUUAUUAAGUAAUGCAAGUGCAAAUUAUAAAUCGUUGUCAAUCUUAAAACAUUAAAUUUUAAAUUUAACUUUAAUGUAGAAACGUUUUCGUUCUGCAAACUACAAUUCUAAAUAAUAUUUUCUAUCACCUGCGUAACUUUUUAAGAAGCUUAUCAAAAAUUUCAAUUUCACCUUGACAGUAUCAUUUUUUCUACAAAUUAGUAAUGAUGCCUUUUAGACGUUUCGGGCUUAUUUUAAAUCUGAAAUCAUUAAAAAUUACCUAGUUUAAAUUUAUUAAAUUGUCGAAAAUAAUAGAAAACCUUAUACAUAACAUGGAUUUAAAAAUUACAUAUAUGCCUAAAUUAUAAAAUGUAAAAAUUAUUAAGAAAAAAAAUAUGUUCAAACAAAAUAUGGAAACGAAAUUUCAAAAUUUUAACUACAAUUUUUUAGUAGU
Molecule: messenger RNA, 1809 nt
Organism: Condylostylus longicornis
Lineage: Eukaryota; Metazoa; Arthropoda; Insecta; Diptera; Dolichopodidae
Exons: 3
Coding region: 159-1112 (317 amino acids)
Source: RefSeq, a predicted model, not a curated record